Molecule: messenger RNA, 3037 nt
Organism: Dermatophagoides farinae (American house dust mite)
Lineage: Eukaryota; Metazoa; Arthropoda; Arachnida; Sarcoptiformes; Pyroglyphidae
Source: RefSeq, a predicted model, not a curated record
GUGUGUGUGUGUGUGUGUGUGUGUGUAUCUGUGUAAUGAACAAAAUGUUACCCGAAGUAUCGUCAAUAUUGCUUUGAAUGAAACAUUUUCAUAUGAUAAUCCUUUUCGAUUCUUCAACCGAAUAUUGUUUAUCUACACUUGAUCAUUGAACACUGCAACUUGGAUAUUGUGGACAUUGAAACAAGAUAAAAUGGCCCAUAAUCACAGCACAUUUAUUGUGUGCACACCGCCAAUAACCUUGAUAUUGAUUGUUGUUGUAUGCUGCUGCUGCUGCUGUUUAUCACCGGUGGUCACAGUGGCCACCAGCAAAUGUUCUAAUGGUCACCAGAAUCAUUACCACCAUCAUCAGCAACCACGUUCGUUGUUGAAUGCCCCGAUUCCGUUUUAUUCUGCCGUACCGUCGAAAAGCAAUUCACAACAGAAACCAUUAACAGACUUGACCGAAUCAGCCAGCGAUUUCAACAGUAUCGUGGCUGCUGCCAUUGCGUCUGCCGUCGAUUCAUCAGGCCAUUUUGUUAAUGGAAACAGCAAACAGAGACAGUCUCAGCUGAAUCCACCACCAUCCACUACAUUGAGUAGCACGACGCCGACGACGACCAUAUCAUCUGUGUCGGCAACAUCUUCAACGGCAGCGCCGAUAUCGGUCGAUAAUCUAUUGAUGGAUGCUGGAAACUACACGAAUUUCGUGGACAAUGGCGAUUACGUGCCCUUUUAUUCCAAUUACUUUCUGUCACCAUCCACUGCUGCUGCUGCUGCUGCUGCUGGUUCAUUAUAUCCGGUGGAUUUGGGCACUCUGUUGCCGUCGACAAGUUACCAGCAAAAUCAUGUGAUUCGUAAUAGCAAUAGUAACAACAACAACAGCAACAAGAACAAGACGACCAUCGGACUGGGACGUCGAAUUGGUGAACUGGUUUCGACCAGUGCAGAAAAAGCGACUCGAGCAUUCAAAUCAUUUCCCAAACUGUUGAACGAUAUUAAACCGUCCAAGUUGUUGGGAUUGUCAUCAUCCUCAGUGGUCGAUACGAUCGAUCUGAUCACACCGAAGCACAACAUUUCCUCGAUACCGUUGCCCAGUUCUUGGUAUCUGCCUCAGAAUACCUGGUCAUCGUUUGCGCCACCUCCAUUGAGCUCGAGUCUGUUUCUGCAGCAGCCGGUAUUCAUGCGAACGCCAGAAUCGCAAACUACGAAUCAGAUUCUUCCGCCGUCGACAAUGAAAUUGGAUUUUCAAUCCAAUCGUGGGGCCAGUCAACAGAAUGUCUAUCCCAACGAUUUGUAUGCGUCAGCGCAGACUUUGUACGGCAAUCGAGUGAAGCCACCAAGAGAUCAACGAGAACAUCGAUACCAUGAUUUCGACAAUUCAGGCGAGGCUGUCGACGAUCCAGACCAUCAUCACCAGGACACCAAGAUGGCCAACGAUGGUCACAUGGAUGAUGGUGACGACAACCUCAACCACAACCACAUCAAUGGUGGUGACGGUGGCGGAGUUCAACACAAUGAUCAUCAUCUGGUGAAUGAUGUGGCGGCCGACAAUGGAUGGCAACAUCAUCAUUCCGGCGAAGACUAUGGUGAACAAUCAAACAUCAUCAACAACCACAACCACAACCACAACAAUCACAACAACAACAACAACAACUUUUACCAACAACCUCAUUUCAAUGGCAAUAAUAACCAGGGCUUGAGAGGAGUGGUCAAUCCGGUUAAUGGCUUUGCUGCGAGUAGUAUGCGUCGACCUCCGUUUCCUACAAAUUUUCGAUCGCCUGCUUCCACAUUGUCAUUAACGCGACCUCGGCCAUAUUCUGAUGCUGCAGAAGUGGACAACUGGUAUCCAGCAUUCUUUGGGCCGAGCGUCAAGCCGAUGAAUCCACGUCUGCGGAACGUCGUACCGUCGUAUCAUUAUUCUGCUGCCAAUUCGCUGUUGAACCCAACCACGGCCACGGAAUACAUGCCGUUUAUGCGUCCAACCGAAGCACCUGCACCAUUGGCCGACCAUUCACAGUUGUACGGUAACCGUCCAUCGUGGCCAUCGUUGUUGGGCGGUUAUUAUCCACACUCUAAUCAGCAGCUGCUGUACAACUAUCCUCGACCCAAUUCCAUGAUGGCAGCUGCCGGUAGCAUGAUGCGGCCAAUGUUUUUCCCGCCAAUCAAUCAAUAUUACCAUAUGCAACGAUAUCGAUCAUCAUUGCCAUACAUGUCGCCGUAUUUUCCCUCGACAGCGCCGAUUCACAGUCCGAUUGCGCCGUAUCGUGUAUCUGGUGGUCCAUACGGCCAUCAGUCGGCGGCAUUCAAUUCGUUGGUCACUGCAGCCAGUUCGCUUUACCCUGUGCGAGUUGCAUUUUCUCCAAUUGCAACAGCGCCAUUAUCGUAUCCAAUCCUGCCGACAACAGCAAUGACACAGAUUCCAAUGUUGAGACAUCGAAUCGGACCGUUGUCGCGUCGACCAGAAAAAGUGGUCAACAAACGAGUGGACAAUUCUGCUAAUUCUACUAAUUCUACCGUGGCAAUCAACAAGUACAGUGAACCAAUGUACGUGACGAAACUAAAUUCCACCAGUGUAGCCAUUGAACGUCCUGCUGCUGCUGCUGCUAAUCAAACUGCUGCUUACCAAACGCACAGAAUGAUGCGAUCAUAUCGCCACAGUGGUGGUGGUGUAUUUCCAAAGAGUGACCAGAUUAAUAAUGAAUGGAGACCAGUAUUCAAGACUUGAUGAAGAAUGACGACCUGCAUUUGCAUUUGCAUUUAAUAUUUAUUUUGUAAAAUAAUUUUUUCGGAAUAAUUUUUUUUGAAAAUUUCCCAUCAAUCCACCAGAAACAAACAUAAUGAGUUGCAUUAAAUUAUCAUUUUGUGUAUCGCCCUUCCCAUGAUUUGCUAUGAUUGCCCAUGAUUUUAUUUGAAUUUGAAUACCAGUAUUGCAUUCUGUUUACCAUUAUUAUUAAACAAACACAUUGCUUCUCUACCAAAUAAUAAUCGAUCAUGUACGUGACCAUUUGGUGAAUUGAGAACCAUUUUGUUGUCAUUCUCACUUUGUCAUCAUCAUAAU